This is a messenger RNA of Aethina tumida (small hive beetle), 2300 nucleotides long. RefSeq lists its product as uncharacterized. Gene Ontology annotation, cellular component: transcription factor TFIIIC complex. Lineage: Eukaryota; Metazoa; Arthropoda; Insecta; Coleoptera; Nitidulidae. The transcript has 6 exons. The record is from RefSeq and is a predicted model, not a curated record. The annotation marks the transcript as partial. Gene Ontology annotation, molecular function: histone acetyltransferase activity. Gene Ontology annotation, biological process: transcription initiation at RNA polymerase III promoter.
UGUAACAUCACGAUGGAACUACAACUUCUGGAUCACAAAAAGCUGCCCACCAAAUUGGUAGUGAACUUCGCAUGCGAUAUAUCGAAGGACGACCGUUUUUACAUAAUUGCCGAGACCGGUGUGUACAUAAUCGAAUUAAAAGGUAAACCGUUCAAUUCCUUUCCCAGUUUGUCGACCAGAAACGACUUCUUUAAAGCCACUGAUUAUCUUCCUUGUGAAAAUCUGGACAUCGAUUUGAACGCUUUCCUGUUGAACUUAUCCAGAACAGAAUUGUAUGAGACUGUGUGCCGGUUAGAGUUGUCUUCCAAUUUAGAGACACUGUUUGGCUCAUUAAACUCCGCAAUUGUGAGCACAGUAACGAAGGCUGAGUGGUCCCCAGUUGGUUUGGUUGAAGGUGAGAAAUGUGCAUUGGCUGUCCUCACCAACACCUACAGUUUGGAAAUUUAUGUUAAAAAUGUUAAUGAAAGUGAAGUGACUGAGUAUCAGUGUGUGGUAAAUGUAACAAAGGAAAUCAUUGAAUAUGUUAAACCUUCUUGGAGCUGUGCAAAUAAAUUGACUGCCACUUUGAGACUGAAAGAGCUGGAGAAAAGAGCUGAGUCUGUGUCUGCAUCAGUGUGUUGUUGGAGUUCAAUGUUCUCACAGGAUGAUAAACAGUUUUGCUGCUUGUUUGUUGGUCACCUAAAUGGAUUCAUAACUGCUGUAAGAAUAGGCAAAAUUAAUAAAUACAAAAUCGAGAAACCUUUUAUACAAGUUAUCGGACGAUUCCAGACAAAUUUAAGUCGUAUUACAGCCCUGCACUGGCUACAAACCAAAUCAUUAGGUGGAGAACUAACUAUAGGAGAUGUACAUGGAAAAGUACAUGUUUUGAAAGUAGAAGGCUUAAAUAAGGAGAAUAUUGUGUUUGAUGAUGAACAGCCGGUUUGGCAAGAGACUGAUAAUAUUGCAGUGGAUAAAAUUUUAGUAUAUGAACAUGAAAACAACACAUUUUUGAUAAUUGUUAAAGGCGCAUUUGUUAUAAUCAAUGCUAUCAAUGAUUCUGGUUUAAUUUUUGAUAGGAAAGCUGUACAUGUAGCCCACUUUUACGUCACAGGUGUUUAUUACUUUGGAAAUGGUGAACUUCAAGUUCUGUCGUUCACGGGACUUUUUAAAAGGUUAAAGGUCAUUGUUAGAUACAAUAAAAUUCACGUGGAAGAGAAAAUAGCUCAUGUGCCAGUGGAUUUUGUUAGGCAAAGGACACACGGUUUCGUUGCCUCUGCUAAUAACGUUUUAUAUGGAUUUGUUACUACUUCCUGCAGGAACAGGGACAUUGCCAAGAAAAGCUUCCAUGUGAACUUGUAUGUAUUUUAUAACACUGAAGUUGAUCCAUUCAAAUAUUUAUGGGAAAAAUCGGAAUCUUUAAAAAAUUGUUGGGACUGUUUUGAAGCUUUAAGAUUAAUAAGCUUCAAAGAAAAGAAAUUUCCUUGGUCCAGUUUAGAAACUAACCUAAACUAUGACAAACUAAAUUUACAUCAAUUAAAAAUCCUUAGAGUCAUAUCUAAAAUAUCAGAAACAGUCUACAACUCCAUACCAUUUGUAGAAGAGUACAAAAUCAAACCAUAUGUUAUUUUACAUUAUUUAGUAGACAUAAAGUUGGCGAUACACAGGAUUAAUAAACUCCUAACGUUACGUAAUAAUGGACAACAAUUAAGUAAAUUCCAAAUGCAGAGUAUUGAUGUUCAGAACAUGUUUCUUAAAGAAAUGGUUGUGCAAGACGUUUUGGCGAAAGCUAACGUUGGUGUUAACUUUAUUGACGAAAUUUACAAAAUUAUAAUCCUGGCCAAUGAAUUGAAAUAUCCAGGGAUGCCUCAGUGUCACUGGUGUGGACAAAAAAUUAUAGGGCCAACAUGUGUUCCACCACAUGCAGACAGUAGGUGCUCAAUAUCUAUGAUGCCUAUAUACAUGGUUCCAGGAUAUAAAUGUCCAUUUUGCAAAAGUCUAGUUCACAAAGAAAUGGAAAAUGAAUUAGAAGACCUCUUCUGUGUUUACUGUGAUGUACCUUUAGAAAAACGUUUUGUAUCGGUAGAGAACGCUAAUGACAUUGAUGUCAAUAUGGAACACAACACGGAAAGUGAAAAUGUGACGUCCGACUGUUUUGGUGAUUGUUUACAAGAAGAUUCCAUUGAGGAAGUGGUUGGAGAUGGCUGUUCAGAUAUUGUAUUGCUCAGUGACAGUGAGGAUGGUGACAGUGAUUUGAGGGUCGUAUAUGACAACAUGCAAAAAUUAGGAUUAACUGAUACAGAUGAAUAAAUAUUAUAUAAAAU